Effrenium voratum is the source of this 2865-nucleotide messenger RNA. NCBI's taxonomy places the organism in Eukaryota, Dinophyceae, Suessiales, Symbiodiniaceae. The record is from the annotation of a GenBank genome assembly.
GCAGGAUCCACACUAGGGACAUGGAGUUCGGCCCGAAUGUGGGCUGUGAAUCCUUGCUGAAUGAACUUUGACGAGCGUGAUGGCCGAGCACAAGUGAUCGCAAGCACCAAGACAAAGAGGCCGCCAUUUCUCUGGUCCCAGGCCAGCCUGGCAGAUUGGUGGGCCUGCUAUGCCGAGAAGCUGGAAGGGGCCAACGAGGGCCCCGAAGAGGGUGAGGGCAUGUGCCACGCCUGUUGCAGCUUUUUGGCAUGCUUCCUCUACAUCGGCCUGCUGGGCCUCAUCCAAGAGUACCUCCUGCCUGGUCUCAGCGAAGUCUAUGAGGUGCCGUUGACUAUAACCAGUGCUUCCUGGGGUGCUGCUGCCGUUCACGUCUUUUGUACCUGGCACUUCCCCGGUGCACAGCCGAAGAGCGUUGUCCUGGGGAACGUCAUAGGCGCUGGCGCUGGGCUGCUGGCCUCCAAGGUGCCGCUGUUGCCCCUGAAGGCUGCCCUAGCCGUGGCCCUGACGGUGGCUGGGCAGGAGCUUACGGGUACGGUGCACCCAGCAGGCGCAGCAAAUGCACUGCUCUUGGUGGAUGAGGAGUACAUCUCAUGGCAUGCCUUCGGCCUGAACAUCUCUGGCUCUGUGUUGAUCGUCGUAGUAGCUUGUCUCUUCAACAACCUAUUCAACGACAGAUUCUACCCACAGGCAUGGUGGCCAGCGCUGCAGCCACCUGACGAAGCUCCAGGCCAGCGUCUGGUGCCCCCCUCUGCGGGCUUCCUCGUCCACGCGCCCCAAGAGUGGCUGAAGGUCUACCUGCUGAAGCUUGAGGGUGGACAUGCGCUAGGCCCCACUCAAGUCUCCAAUGCCCACACCUGCUUCAGUUCUUUGAUCUCCUUCCUCUUCAUGCUGUGUAUCGCCGUCAUCAACGAGGCCCUGGACUUCGAUCCGGCCGCGCUAAUGGCCGCGGCAGCCGCAGCCGUGUCUAUCUUCAGUGACUGGAGAGGCCCCUCCUCCCAGCCCUGGCCCUGUCUGGUGGGUUCCUUGCUGGCGGCCGCCUGCGGCGCUCUGACGGCGGAGGUGUUGCACUGGAUGCCGAUCACUGCCGCUGGCCUGGCCGUGGGGCUCACCGCUGCAGCGCAGGAGCUGGCGGGCGCGGUGUUCCCUGCCGGUGGCGCCAUCGCGCUUGUCUUUGUGGUGAGUCCGCAGCGUUCGCCUAUUUGGAGCUCGGUCUUGUACACUGGGCUGCUGAGUGCUUCCUUGCUGGUCAUCUUCGGCACUCUGCUGAACAACCUGCAAGAGACAAGGCGCUUCCCACGGCGUUGGCCUUGGCAGCGCGGCGGGACCGCGCCGCAUUCAUUUCUGCCGCCUCUGGCGCGCCCUCGACAGUCGGAGCGCAAUUUGGUGAGAAGGUGGAUGGAGCUGGAACGCGGAAGUUCGCAGUAUUCUCAUGUUUAUGUGGGCGUGCUCACGGUGGCCUUGCAGUGCUUCUUUCUCAUCUUCCUGUUCUUCGCAGAGGUGGACAUGUCCAUGGAGACUAUCACUUCUAUGUGCAAUAGCUUGGCAUGGGCAUCCAUGCUGGUGCUGGCUGGCUUCGGCUACAUGCAGUCCUUCCUCAAAGCGUAUGGCCUAGGUGCAGUGGGCUACUCCAUGCUCAUUACCUCAUUGGCAGUGCAGUGGUCCAUGAUUCUGGAGAGCCUUCUGGAUUUGAAGCCCCUCCACUUUGGCUUCAGCUCGCUAGUGCAGGGGUAUUCAGCGGCUGCUGCGGUGCUCAUCUCCUUCGGAGCCCUGAUUGGCAAGGUAGACCUGCUUCAGAUUCUCGCGCUUGUGGUCUUAGAGUUGCCUUGCUACUGCUGGAACAAAGUUGUUUUCCUGCAGCUGACUGCUGGCAACAAGCCGGUAGUCCACGACGCCGGGGGGUUGGAGGUCUUCCUCUUUGGCGCCUUCUUCGGGCUGGCGGCGGCCAGGGUCUUGGGCCCCGCGGAGAUGUCGUGGCUGAACCGCUCCCAGCGCAGCUCGGAGCUGCUUGCGCUGCUGGGCACUGCCUGCUUCUGGGCCUGCCUGCCGUGCUUCGUGGCAGCCCACGCAAAGCGGGUGGACACCAAGCCGCAUGCGUGGCUGAAUACAGUGCUGGCGCUGCUCGGCUCCACGGUGGCCGCCUUCGGCGUGGACCCGCUGCUGGAGGACGGGCGCCUGGAGCCUGCGGCCACGCGGGGCGCCGCGCUCGCUGGAGGGGUGGCCAUCUCAGUGGUGGCAGGCGAGGUUGAGCCCUUCAUUGCGCUGGCGGUGGGUUGCCUGUCAGGUGGCAUGGCCACGUGUGGCCUGCGCUUCGCCUCGCGGGAGCUGGACACCUGCGGGGUGCUCUUCGUGCACGGCCUGCCUGCCGUCCUGGGAGGGCUGGUCUCUGUGCUUGUGCCUAUCCUGGGAGGUGACUCUGGCAUAUCUGCAGGAAAUCAGGCGUUCGGCCUGUGUGGAACGCUUCUGCUGGCCUCCCUGUGUGGGGCGUGCUGCGGCCAGCUGCUGCGGUCCCUGCACUCGGUGCAGCUGGGCUUCAGCGACGAGCUGCGCUGGGCCUGCUCCGAGGACUUGCCGCGUGGCAUUCUGAGCCUCUAGUCCAUUUGGUGGUCUCAAACUGGGCUUGCUCUACACGGAGACGGUCUCCUUUGUGGUAUUCAAUUGCAACCCAUAGAUGUUUCCCAUCCUGAGACAGAACUAGUUGAUUAGAUAGAUUUCUGACCAAAGUGUCAGACAGUGAACUUGGUUAAUGUACCUCGUGCCGCUCAAAGAAGUUGGUGCAAGCUCGGCAGCGAAAGUGUUGCUGACAUACAUUGCAAAUGCUUUGACCGUUGUGGUCUUUCAAGCGCAGCUUGUGGUAGACAGUCAAAA